This is a messenger RNA of Lagenorhynchus albirostris (white-beaked dolphin), 2134 nucleotides long. It is a transcript of the gene LYPLA2, whose product is annotated as lysophospholipase 2. Gene Ontology annotation, molecular function: carboxylic ester hydrolase activity; palmitoyl-(protein) hydrolase activity. Lineage: Eukaryota; Metazoa; Chordata; Mammalia; Artiodactyla; Delphinidae. Gene Ontology annotation, biological process: protein depalmitoylation. Gene Ontology annotation, cellular component: cytoplasm. The transcript is spliced from 9 exons. Bases 595 to 1326 code for a protein of 243 amino acids. The record is from RefSeq and is a predicted model, not a curated record.
AUCGGAGUUUGUGUGCCUUCUGGGGACAUGGGCAGCUCCCAGGGGCUCUGAGAAGGGCUGAGCCAGAAGGCUGAUGGGGGCUGGAUGGGAGGGAAGUUGGAGAAAAUGUGUGUGGGGUUGAGGGUAGGGGUUGGAAACAUAUUUCCCGGCAGUUUUCCUUCCCUUCAUUUCCCAGUAGGGCCGGGAGUUGGGAAGGAGGGGACGCAAGGGCUCUAGAGAAGGGGGAUGAUUGGAGAGCAGGGAGAGGAGGCAGUUACCUGCCAACGAGUGUUAGGUGGGGAGAAGGCAGCAGGGGAUGCCCUGGCUCCCCUGCCCCACGGCCCCAAAGCCCUGCCUCUGCCCACCUCCAGCAACCUCAGGCUGUGUGGGGGGCCAGAAGCAGGGCCACUAGGGUGGCUGCCCCUGCUUUUCAGCCCUGGAGUGAAGGCAAACUUCCUGCCCGCUUGCUCGGACCCAGAACUUCUUGCCUGGCUUUUCUUUGUGCCCAGGAUAGAACCUGAGGGCUGAUGGCCCGGGUAGGCCCUGGGUUUGAGGCUCUGCUUCUGUGUCAGGAUUCUCUCCCCUUCCUGGCCUUGCUCUUGACCACUGUCCCGAAUGUGCACAGGCCCCAGCCGUGGAGCCCUGCAGUGUAUGUGUGGUAACACCAUGUCUGUGCCCCUGCUCACCGAUGCUGCCACUGUGUCUGGAGCUGAGCGGGAGACAGCUGCGGUUAUUUUUUUACAUGGCCUUGGAGACACAGGGCACAGCUGGGCUGACGCCCUCUCUACUAUCCGGCUCCCUCACGUCAAGUACAUCUGUCCCCACGCGCCUCGGAUCCCUGUGACACUCAACAUGAAAAUGGUGAUGCCCUCCUGGUUUGACCUGAUGGGGCUGAGUCCAGAUGCCCCAGAGGACGAGGCUGGCAUUAAGAAGGCAGCAGAGAACAUCAAGGCCUUGAUCGAGCAUGAGAUGAAGAAUGGGAUCCCUGCCAAUCGGAUCGUCCUGGGAGGCUUUUCACAGGGUGGAGCCCUGUCCCUCUACACAGCCCUCACCUGCCCCCACCCUCUGGCUGGCAUUGUGGCAUUGAGCUGUUGGCUGCCUCUGCACCGGGCCUUCCCCCAGGCAGCCAACGGCAGUGCCAAGGACCUGACCAUCCUUCAGUGUCACGGGGAGCUGGACCCCAUGGUUCCCGUACGGUUUGGGGCCCUGACAGCCGAGAAGCUUCGGUCCGUUGUCACACCCGCCAGGGUCCAGUUCAAGACUUACCCCGGGGUCACGCACAGCUCCUGUCCUCAGGAGAUGGCAGCUGUGAAGGAGUUUCUUGAGAAGCUGCUGCCUCCUGUCUAACUACAGUUGCUGCCCCCCAGCGCGGUCCCCCAGCUCAUGGGGGACUUGGCACACGCGGCACCAUCUUGGAUCUGAGCCGGUCGAGCCCCUCUCACCCUCCUGGACCCUUCCUUUUCCCACAGGCCUCUGGGGUAGGCAGGCCAAGGCCUGUCCGGGCCUCCCUUCCUGACUUCAGCCACCUGGCUGUCUGCCGCAGGGGGUGGGCUGCUUUCUUAUCCCAUUUCCCUGGAGGGGGGGGCCCCCCUGGCAGCAGUAUUGGAGGGGCUGUAGGCAGCGGGAGAAAGGGGCCCAGCCGCUGACCCACUCACUCAGGACCUCACUCACUAGCCCCACUUUGGGCCCCUCCUGUGACCUCAGGGUUUGGCCCCUGGGGCCCUACCAGGCCCCACCUCCCACCCUCUCCCGCCAGCUGAUUCUGCCCAGAUAAUCGUGUCUCUCCUGCCUCCACUCCAGCUGCUUCUCAAUCAUGAAUGUGUCUGUGGCCCGGGCCCCCUUGCUGCUGUGGGCUCCCUGCCCCUGCGCAGGAGUGUGGGUGAUGGGGCGGAGUCCUUCGAGGGGGCCUCCCCUCAGCCAUUCUGACUUGGGGGCUGGGCCCUGCCUCCCCAUUACCCUCCGCCCCCGCGGGCCUGGAGCCUGCAGGGCUGGACUGAGGCUCAAGGUCUCCCCCAGCUGCCUCACCCCACAUUGUCCCCACUCUAGGGCCAGGGGGAGGUGGGGAGGAGUCAUGUCUUGUCUUCUGUCUCCAUGUAGUUUUGGGUGUUUUUCUUGUUGUGUCUGGAUUCCGAUAAAAUUAAAGAAAUUGCUUCAA